AUGUUCGAUCCCUCGAUAUACGCGAACACGAACUUUGCGCCUCACUUGCAACCACCAUCGCGCGUACAACCGCGUCACCAUUCGAUUGCAACAUCUCAUGUCAUCUCCACCGGCACUGCGACGCCCCCACCACCAAGGCAUCAAGUGGCAGGAAACAUGGUCAAAGCGCAACCCGCCUUCAAGCCAACAUGGACAGGGUUCCUUGACACUACGAAAGAUGCCAUGACAGUUGUGGAGGCAGCAUUGCAGGGGCGCCUGAACCACAUUAGCCGUCGACCUCACGACAAAGAACGAGCGGAAAUGCUCACCUCAGGAACAGUUCUUGUCUAUGAAGAAAACGCGUCCGGUAUCAAACGCUGGACUGACGCCGUGCACUGGUCACCGAGCCGAGUCAUGAACAACUGUCUGAUCUAUCGACAAUUGACCCGAGCUUUGAAACCUGAAGAGAAGAAGACUGCCCUCAAUCCUUCUUGCGGUACGAAGCGCAAGCGCAAGGAGAGCGCCGGGCCCUCAAUCACUAAGAUCGGUGACAAUUGUAACAACUCUGACGAUGAGUAUGAGAGUCCCUCACUUGAGGGAUCAUUCCCGGGCGAGGGCGAUUCUGCAGGCAAAGUCUAUGCCAACUUCGCACAAGAUCUUACCCCCGACCAACAACGACGUUUUUGUGGAUCUCUUAUCGACAGCUACGAAUUCAAAGAAGGAGGGUUGAUGAAGAAGACUAUCUCAGUAAAGUACCAGGGUACCCAUCACCAUGUCAUCUCCUACUACAGUCUGGAAGACGUCGUGAACGGCAAGCUCAAGCGACCAUUCCAGGAUCCCAGGCUUGAGCAUAUACAACCGCGACCAGAACUCCUCACUGGCUGGAAGGUUAGCUUGGAGGAUGAGGAGAGCAAGGACAUGCCGCUCAUUGCGGGCUACCCCCAACACCUCCAGCCCAGCCACAUGCAACACCAUACUAUCACGGCCGUGACACAAACUUACCACCCUGCACCACCUCAUCCAGCGGCGUACUACGUCGAAGAUGCCAAAUACCCACCCAACACCCAGCACGGUUACUAG
Macroventuria anomochaeta is the source of this 1059-nucleotide messenger RNA. Its product is annotated as camp independent regulatory protein. The record is from RefSeq and is a predicted model, not a curated record. Lineage: Eukaryota; Fungi; Ascomycota; Dothideomycetes; Pleosporales; Didymellaceae. The transcript is spliced from 2 exons. Gene Ontology annotation, molecular function: DNA binding. The coding region runs from base 1 to 1059 and encodes 352 amino acids.